Messenger RNA from Plectropomus leopardus (leopard coralgrouper), 3193 nucleotides. RefSeq lists its product as uncharacterized. Gene Ontology annotation, molecular function: RNA polymerase II cis-regulatory region sequence-specific DNA binding; DNA-binding transcription repressor activity, RNA polymerase II-specific; telomeric repeat DNA binding. The record is from RefSeq and is a predicted model, not a curated record. Gene Ontology annotation, biological process: regulation of transcription by RNA polymerase II; telomere capping; regulation of telomere maintenance via telomere lengthening. Gene Ontology annotation, cellular component: shelterin complex; nucleoplasm. NCBI's taxonomy places the organism in Eukaryota, Metazoa, Chordata, Actinopteri, Perciformes, Serranidae.
CAUGCAAGCAGCAGCAGACACAACAAGGCAAAAUGGAUUCUCGUGGAUGGAGCAAAAGCGAAACCCGCUGUCUGAUUUCCAGCUGGGCCGAGGAGUCCGUGCAGCAGAAACUGGGUGAUUCAUAUCACAACCGGCUGAUUUAUGAGGACAUUUCUAACAAACUGAAGGAGAAUGGUUACAGCAGAACAUGGCUGCAGUGCCAGCGUAAAAUCAAACACCUCAAGCAUCUUUUCAGAAAAGCCAAGGACUCUAACAAGUCCAAGAGGGACAGAGCGAGCUGUCCUUUUUACGAUGAAUUGGAAAAGGUGCUAGAAAACCGACCGUCCUUCUGUCCCGGUGAAGGCGAUGUGUUGGACUUGAAGCCUGAAGGGUCUCUGAUCUACUCAACGGUGACCGCCAUUGCAGAUGCAGCCACGUUUAGCAACACUACGCCUGCUGAAAGCAAGGACGGCGGCGGCGAUAGUGACGGCUUCCUCCCCCUUUCCUCCCUCCGUCUUAUCGUCCCCCCUCUGCAGCUCGUGUCUGCAGCUCUGUGGGAGAUACUGAAGCAGGGAGCUGUGAUGUACUACGGUCUGCUGGAGGACUUUGUUACCACGGUGUUGGAAACUGUCCCUGAACUGCUCACUUACACAGAGAGAGUCCAGUUACUUAUGGGCCUAAGAGCAAAGGUGGUGCUAGACUUGUGCCGAAAUGAUGAUUUCGCCAGUCCUCAGGCCAUCCAGCCUCAUCUGAGCAGAAUAAACACGUACAUUACAAACCAGGAUAAAGAGAGUUCCAGUUCUGAGAUAAAAGCUUUAAUGUCAAACUUCCUGAAGCUUGUUCACACUCUAGUGGACGAUCAAUGCCAGAGAGAUAUCUUUUAUCAGAAAACCUUCCCAACAGUGUUCGGCCCUAACUAUGAUUCAGCUCUACAGGCUCUGAUGAGAAAGUUUCUCUUCAAUCUGCAGAAGCUGCUGCCUGUCCCAAACCUUGAACAAACUUCCCAGCGGCUCGGUCUCUCCCCUACUGUCUUGAAAGAGUGUGUAGACUUCAUGAAUCAACCUGAGCCCCUGAACACACUCAUUCAGCAUCACAAACAUCACGGCCACAAAGUUUCUCAAGCUUUGUCUUCCUCCGGUGAUGAUUGCAUUCUUUCCAGCCUGUCCUUUAACCUGCCAAAUGUGGACAAUGACAAAGGAGACGCACUCAGCUGUGAGCCAAAAAGGUUGAAAGAAGAAACCAUUGAGGAGAUAAAUUCAGAAUCAAUGAGCAAUGUUGAAAGAAAUGGCCAGCAGCAUGAUGACGAUGUGACAGAAGACGAAGGCGCCUUUGUAGAAGUAAUACUCCAACCUUUCGAUGAAAGCGAGUCUACUGAUGAUGACGACAUGGACAAAACAUGGUUCCACCAUUUGAAAACUGGCAGGAAGACGUCCUCAAAAACCUUUAAGUGUCUUGUUUGCGGCCAAGAUUUUAGUUCCCGUCAGAAACUAAGGAAGCAUAAGAUAACCCAUAGUGGUUGCUUUAGGGAUAUAGAUUUACAUCCUAAACCAAACAUUUGUGUUGAGAAAAAUGCCUCUAGAAGUGAGGGUGAGUUUUCAUCAUGUGCAAGUUCCAAAACACAUAACCCAUCAAAUCUGAAUAGUCUACAAGCAGAGACAAGCCCACAGUGUUCUACAAGCUUACCUCAACACGCCAAACUGAACCCUGCUGAUAAGACCAAAGAGUCUUUCCUUAGCGAAACUGGAUCUUCAAAUGUUGCACCCCAGGAAUCAACAUGUCCUGACUCACAGCAAGAGCAAACUGGUAAAAGAAGCCGUCGUGUCAAACAAUGCUCCAACUGCGGGAAAAUAUUUACCUGUUCUGCUGACUUGAUGAGGCACAUGCGAUGCCACACUCAACAGAACCACUGUUUUCAUUGUGGAAAAGACUUUGACAGCUCUGAUGAAGACUGCGAGGUGCACCAGGAAGGUAAAUGCAACAUUCAAAACCAGGACACUUUUGUGAGCAACACCAAGAAAAAGAAUCAAGAGAAUAAUAUUUCAAGCGGUGUCGCUAGGCUACCAACAAUCACACAUGCAACUGCCUACUCUCAGGCUAAAUCACCUAUGACAUGUCAGGAAUGUGGCCAGGAUUUUAGUUAUUACAAGAGUUUUGAGAAGCACAAGAGCAAAUGCUCCAAACGGGCUCCUCGAAGGAAAAGGCGUUUUAACACGGACUAUUUUGUUAUCAACGGGUGCAAUUUCCGAUCAGCUGACAGUACCAACGAGAGCCACGCAGAGAUAAGUUCCGAAACGAAGGAGGGUGAAAAAACUCCUGCCUCCGCCGACGGCCCCCAGACUAAAAGUCGUAGCUUUAAGUGCACUAUGUGUGAAAAGAAUUUUUCAAACAUCGCCAUCAUGAACAGACAUUAUUCCCAGUCACAUAAAGUUCGAGGUCCAUACCCCUGUCCGAUAUGUAAGGGGACCUUUGUGAGGUUAUGCGAACUGGUUCGACAUCUGCAAAACAAAAACUUGUACCAGUGUGCUGUCUGUAAUAAAUGUUUCCCAAAGCCAGGACAAGUGCAUGAUCAUGAAAAAAUACACACUGCAUGCCGAACACCACGCAUCUGUGAAACGUGCGGGCGAAGCUUCAAAUAUCUCGCCCAUCUGGUUUUGCACCAGAGAAAGCAUCGAGAUCGGCAACCUACCGUUUGUUCCUACUGCGGCAAACAGUUCAGCUCAAAAGACUGCCUGAAAGCGCAUAUGGUCAGGCACUUAGGUGGCUUCCCGUGCCCAGUCUGUGGGAAGAAAUUCAAUCAAAAAACGUACCUAAAAUGGCAUCUGUAUAAACACACUGGGCAAGCGCCGUACCUCUGCGAAACAUGUGGCAAAGGCUGGCCGAGCGCAGCGCAGCUCAAGCUCCACAUGAUCCAACACACGGAGGAGAGGCCGUUCAAGUGCGAGGACUGCGGUGUGGCUUACAAGAGGGAAUCCCAUUUGAUCGCUCACCGCAGAGCCAAACAUAUCAGGUUGCGGCCGUUUGUGUGUGAAGUUUGCAGCAAAGCAUUUCGAUUAAACAACGAGCUGAAGAAACACAUGAUGGUUCACACGGGGGAACGGCCGUUCACAUGUCCGAGGUGUGACAAAACGUUCACCAGAAAAUCUCGCCUGAGGGAACACAGAGAAAAGGGGUGUCUGUAUUAACUUCACUGUUCAUGAUUCAUGUGCCAUACCAC